This is a messenger RNA of Dermochelys coriacea (leatherback sea turtle), 3756 nucleotides long. RefSeq names its product phosphodiesterase 7A (gene PDE7A). Lineage: Eukaryota; Metazoa; Chordata; Testudines; Dermochelyidae. Bases 765 to 2201 code for a protein of 478 amino acids. The transcript is spliced from 14 exons. Gene Ontology annotation, molecular function: 3',5'-cyclic-AMP phosphodiesterase activity. The record is from RefSeq and is a predicted model, not a curated record.
GGCCGGGCUCGCGCGUCGCGUACAUACACACACGCACAGCGGCCGUGCGGCUCGUGCCUCUUCCUGGGGGGGUUGCACUCGGGGCUGUUCUCAGUGCGGGCGGCCCGGGCGCAGCAUCCCUCCCUCCUUCCCGCGGACUCCCCCCGCCCGCUGCCUCGCUCGGGACCGCGGCGCCCCGGCCCCUCCCCCCGGAGCGCGCGCCGCCUCCUCGUGCCGGACAAUAGCAGUGCCGAGUGUGUCUCGCCCAAAGCGGACCCCCGGCCACCGGCGCCCACCUCCAUGAGCGGCGCCCGGACGGCCCGGCUGCGGGGCUAACAGCGACAGCGACUCCCUCCAGCAGCAGAGGCAGCGGCCGCGCUGCGGGGCUCGGCCCGGGACUCGCCGCCUCCUUCCUUGACAGCGCUCCACUGCCGGCCCCGCUUCCCCGCCCCCCUGCGGCGGCGGCUACUGCUGCUCAAGGACCCCUGCGGGCUCCGGGGAGGAACCAGCCCGCCCAGACGCGACUCUUGGGGCGGAGGAGGAGGGAGUCCAGACCUGGGGGGGGGGGGGUUGAGGCGGAGCCGGAGCCGGGCCCCUCUGUGUUUUAAUUGCUGGUUUUAGACCUUCUGGCACGUUUGCCGCCCCGCCCCCAUUGCGCUGCGGCGAUUCCCGUUGCAGGCAGGUGCGGCGGCCGGUGCCCUGGCGCUGCUCGGAGCGCAGAGGCUCUUCAAUGGAAGUAUGUUACCAGCUGCCGGUGCUGCCCCUGGACAGGCCGGUCCCGCAGCAUGUCCUCAGCCGCAGAGGGGCCAUCAGUUUCAGCUCCAGCUCCGCGCUCUUCGGAUGCCCCAACCCCAGGCAGCUCUCUCAGGACUUUAUUCAGACUUCGGAGUGGAAUUAUAAUAGAAAAGAGACGUGGAGCAAUUUCCUAUGACAGCUCUGAUCAAACUGCAUUGUACAUUCGUAUGCUAGGAGAUGUGCGAGUAAGAAGUCGGGCAGGAUUUGAAACAGAAAGAAGAGGUUCUCAUCCAUACAUUGAUUUCCGUAUUUUUCACUCAAAUUCUGAAAUUGAAGUGUCUGUAUCUGCAAGGAAUAUCCGAAGAUUACUUAGUUUCCAGCGGUACUUGAGAUCUUCUCGUUUCUUCCGUGGUAUUACUGUUCCAAAUUCCUCAAACAUUUUAGAUGAUGAUUAUAAUGGACAAGCAAAGUGUAUGCUGGAGAAAGUUGGAAAAUGGAAUUUUGAUAUGUUUCUUUUUGAUAGGCUAACAAAUGGAAACAGUCUAGUCAGCUUAACCUUCCACCUGUUUAAUCUUCAUGGACUGAUAGAACACUUCCACUUAGAUAUGAUGAAACUUCGUAGAUUUUUAGUUAUGGUUCAAGAAGAUUAUCAUAGUCAAAACCCUUAUCAUAAUGCAGUUCAUGCUGCUGAUGUGACUCAGGCCAUGCACUGUUAUUUAAAAGAACCUAAGCUUUCCAAAUCUCUGACUCCAUGGGAUGUUCUGCUCAGUUUAAUUGCAGCUGCCACACAUGAUUUGGAUCAUCCAGGUGUUAAUCAGCCUUUCCUUAUUAAAACAAACCAUUACUUAGCAACUUUAUAUAAGAAUAUCUCAGUAUUAGAAAACCACCAUUGGAGAUCAGCAGUAGGGUUGUUGAGAGAGUCUGGUUUAUUUGCACAUAUGUCAUUAGAAAACAGGCAGCUGAUGGAAAGCCAGAUAGGUGCUCUGAUUCUUGCCACAGACAUAAGUCGGCAAAAUGAAUACCUAUCCCUGUUUAGAACUCAUUUGGACAGAGGAGACCUAUGUUUAGAGGAGGCAAGCCAUCGCCACUUCAUUUUACAGAUGGCUUUGAAGUGUGCUGAUAUUUGUAAUCCAUGCCGGACCUGGGAAUUGAGCAAGCAGUGGAGUGAAAAAGUAACAGAGGAAUUCUUCCAUCAAGGAGAUGUUGAAAAAAAAUAUCACUUGGGUGUGAGUCCGCUGUGUGAUCGACAGUCAGAAACCAUUGCCAACAUCCAGAUUGGUUUUAUGACCUACUUAGUGGAGCCAUUAUUUGCAGAGUGGGCCCGGUUUUCUAAUACCAGGUUAUCACAGACGAUGCUUGGUCAUCUGGGACUGAAUAAAGCUAGCUGGAAGGGACUGCAAAGAGAACAGUCAAGCAGUGGUGAGGAUACUGAUCCUGCAUUUGAGGAAAUGGACUCAGACGUAUUACCUCAGGAAACUCUAUUCUGACUCCAGAAUCUGUAUGACAAAAUUGCCUCUGCAAUUGUAUCUGCACAAUGGGGUUUGAGGAGAAACUUGUUAUAACUGCUCAAGGUUCAGUGUAAACGAUGCCAGCAUUAUUUAUUUCCAAGUUUUCCUUUACAAAUCACUUGAACCCAAUUUUUAAUUACAAGAUUGGAACAUAGAGCAAUAUGCAUAUGCCUCAGUUGGCUUUGGUUUGGAACCUUGAAUAUGCAAAGCACAGCAGUGACUGAAUCUUGAAGGAACAAUACAAGAAGUUUUAUCAUGGUGCCAUGUGGGUUUUUUAAAAAAAGUUUGAAAUAAGGUCUUCAGAACUAAGACUUGAUAUGAACUAUUCCAUUUUCUUGGGAUUUAGCAAGUCUUAUGUAAACAUGUUCAAAGCAUACCUUCCACUCAGUCCUUGUUUAAAAUAUGGAAAUGUGAAGUGCCCAUCCUCUGCUGCCUCUGGCAAGACUUGAUGUUUACAAAUGUACUCUGAAACUAUUGGUUCUAGACUUAUCUUUACGCAUGGCUGUGAAAGAACCACUAACUUUGGUUUUCUUUUAGAAAAAGACAAGAAAAAAGGUCAAAUCUGAGACUAAAGCUCUUUUUCCUUUGGAUGCCAGAAAAGACUCCAUUUGUCAUUAUUUUGUUUGUGCACUGGGAACUGAGCGUUCAUCAUAGAGCACAGCCAAGCUUUUCUCCAGUGCUGUAUGGGAAUGCAAUUUUUGAAAAUGCUUCUGAAUUUGCAAAGUGGGGGGGUGGGUGGGGGGAACAUUGUCCCUAACUGUGUUGCAGUUCUGCAUUGAAAAUGUUGCAUGUUGUUUUCACUAUUGUACAUUUGAACUGCAUAUGCAAGAAAAAGGUAGAAUGUCUAUAAACACCAUAUUCAACUCAGGGUAUUUGCCAAUCUGAAAUAAAGUGGGAUGGGAACUGUGUCCUUCCGAGCAAGGGUACAAAUGGCCCUUUCACUGCAGUGUGUAUGUAUGUGUGGGUGUAAGAGUGUUUGGGGUUAUGUGGGGGAGGGAGUGGGAAGGGUUUCAACUGCAACAUUUUUUAUUUAUUCUUUUAGAAUAUGACAGUGUAAUCAACAGCCACAUUGGGGGGAAACUGUAACAAAUUGCUACAGAUGCCUUAAACUAUGCACAAAGCUAAGUGACCAAAUUUGUUUUUGAUUGAAAAAAGUGCAUUGUUUACUUAUUCCUCCCUCUCCUGAAACAUUACCCAUUUACGGGUUUUUGAUGUGAAAUGGAGAAAUGUUUUUAAGGACAAAAUUUAAGGACUAAUUUUAAACGUCAAACAUUCCAUUUUUGUAAUUUGUUUUACAUUGUUUUAAGUACAGUAAGCACAACUGUUACAGAGUUUAAGAGAAACCGGUGCUUUCUUUUAGUUCAUUUGUAUUUCCUGUAAAAGACUGUUUAUUAAUUCUGUUUACAGUUCGUUGCAACAGCCAUUUUUGGGAGAGAGCUUCAGUGUAAAGCCAUUUGUAAAGGCUUUACCAUACUCAUUUUAAUAUGUGCUUGUUGUUAACUUUUGAUGAAUAAAAAAUAACUUUUCACAAUUA